Geodia barretti is the source of this 498-nucleotide messenger RNA. The record is from the annotation of a GenBank genome assembly. NCBI's taxonomy places the organism in Eukaryota, Metazoa, Porifera, Demospongiae, Tetractinellida, Geodiidae.
UGUGAACGUCGUCCGUACGCAUGCCCUUGCCCGGGCACCUCUUGCAAGUUGGAAGGUCCACUUGACGAUGUUCUUAACCACUUACUCACCGCUCACAAGACCAUUACAACACUCGGCGGAGAAGACAUAGUGUUCUUGGCGACAGAUAUUCACCUGCCUGGGGCCGUCGACUGGGUGAUGAUACAAUGCUGUUUCGACCACUACUUCAUGUUGGUUCUUGAGAAACAGGAGAGACACGAGGGACACCAGCAGUUCUUCGCCAUCGUUCAAUUGAUAGGGACGGAGAAAGAGGCCAACGCUUUCAGGUGUGUUUGUGUGUUAGCAUCAUUUGCUAACUCCAUGCCAUGCUCUCUUUCCUUUCUCAGCAUCCACUGCAGUAUAUCAAGUGUUAUUUGCAGCAACGAUUGCCUAAUAUUCGAGACUGCAAUGGCUUCUUAUUUCGGAGACAAUGGAAACCUUGCUAUCAUUGUCACAAUCUACAAGACAUCGUAUUAUUGA